AUGGAAAACUCAACAACAACAACAACAACAACAACAGUAACACAGCCUGAUGAAUCAUAUCAAAGAACAAAAUGGAUUGAAACAAAAAAGAAUAUCAAACAAUUAUUACAACAAUUAACUCCAUCUAAUAUUAAACAGACUGUACUACAAUUAUUUCAAAUCAAUCUUUUACGAUAUCAAGGAUUAUUCAUUCGAGAAAUAAUGAAACAACAAAUAAGAAUCACUACCAACGCCGAGUUAUAUGGUAGUUUAAUAAGUAUAAUAAAUUCUAAAAUACCAGAAAUUGGAGAAUUAUUAAUCAAUAGACUUGUAUUACAAUUUAAAAAAAAUUAUCUUCAAAAUAAUAAAAAUUUAAUCAAUUCAUCAAUUAUAUUUAUUUGUCAAUUAAUUAAUCAACAAGUAUUAAAUGAAAUAUUAAUUCUUCAAAUCUUACAAAUGUUAUUAGAAUCUAAUGUGCCAAACAACAACAAUAAUAAUAAUAAUAAUAAUAUUGAAUUGGCCAUAAUGGUGUUAAAACAAACGGGACUGUAUUUAUUUAAACAUUCAAAUACGGCAUUAAUAAUGAUAUUGAAUCGAUUAAAAGAUAUACUUCAAGAUGGUGCUAACGCUAAUGCUAAUGGUGGUAAUGGUGGUGUUGGACUAAGUUCAUGGAAUCGAAAAUCCAUUGAAUAUAUACUUAAAUUAGCGAGAAAUGAUUUUAAAAAUAUUUCAAUCAUAAAGAAUGGAUUAGAUUUGGUAGAAACAGAAGAUAAAGAAACUCAUGUGAUUACAUUAGAAGAUAAAUUAUAUUCUCGAGAUCAUUUAAAUGUAUUUAGUGUGGAUGAAGAAUAUCUUGAUCAUGAAAAUGAAUAUAUUGAAUUAAAGAAAGAAAUUUUAGGAGAAACUGACCAUGAAGAUGAAAAUGAAAAUGAAAUCCAAGUUAUUGAAACCACCAAGAAUUAUGAAGAAAAAAUAACUGAUAUGUCACAAUCAGAAUUAUUACAAUAUCAAAAAACUGUAUAUUUAACAAUUAUGUCAUCUAUGUCAUCUGAUGAAGCAGUUCAUAAAUUACUCAAACUAAAUUUCAAAUCCAAGAUUAAGAACAAGACCAAGAACAAGACCAAGACCAAGACCAACUCUAAUGAUAAUGAAAUAUUGGCAGAUAUGGUAAUUAAAUGUUGUUCACAAGAGAAAACCUAUCUGAAAUAUUAUGGUAUCAUUGGAGAAAAAUUAAUAUCAAGAAAUGAUCAUUGGCAUAAUCUUUUCAUCAAAUUAUUCAAAUAUUAUUAUGAUAUAAUUGAAAAUUUUGAAACUAAUUCAUUAAGAAAUUUAGGUAAAUUUUUCGGUCAUUUAUUUGCUUCGGAUAAAUUGGCAUUAGAUCAAGCUUGGUCAAAUAUUAAAUUAACUGAACAAGAUACGAAUCCGGCAAAAAGAAUUUUACUUAAAUUUAUAUUCCAAGAAAUGAUUGAAGAAUUAGGGAUAAAUGAAGUUAAAGAAAGAUUAAUUAAUGAUGAUUAUUUGAAACCUUAUAUUAAAGGGAUUUUCCCCGUGAUUAAUGUUGAUGGGAAAGAUGCGGAUGCAAUUAGAUUUUCAAUUAAUUUUUUCACAGCUAUUGGUUUAGGUGUUUUAACUGAAGAAAUGAGAUAUGUGUUAGAUAAUCUAUCCGAGCCAGAAGAAGAGGAUGACCGUGGACGAAGUAGAUCAAGAAGCUAUUCAAGAAGUGCUUCGAGUAGUAGUUACAAUUCACGGUCAAGAAGUUAUUCUCGUAGUCAAUCAAGAUCAUCAAGAAGUCCAAAUCCAAGAGGUCGACAAAGAUUUAAAACUAAAAAACAUAAUCAUAAUGAAUCAAGAACACCUUCACGAGAAAACUUAAAACGGAAACGUAGUGAAUCAGUAACGGAUAGGAAUGGCAACAACAACAACAACAACAACAACAAUCUUCAAGAUUUGUUAAAUAAUUUAAAAUAA
This is a messenger RNA of Candida albicans SC5314, 1947 nucleotides long. It is a transcript of the gene CWC22, whose product is annotated as U2-type spliceosomal complex subunit. Gene Ontology annotation, biological process: mRNA splicing, via spliceosome. Gene Ontology annotation, cellular component: catalytic step 2 spliceosome. Lineage: Eukaryota; Fungi; Ascomycota; Pichiomycetes; Serinales; Debaryomycetaceae. The transcript has a single exon. The coding region runs from base 1 to 1947 and encodes 648 amino acids. The record is from RefSeq and is a predicted model, not a curated record. Gene Ontology annotation, molecular function: protein binding; RNA binding.